Messenger RNA from Kwoniella shivajii, 1131 nucleotides. RefSeq lists its product as uncharacterized. The record is from RefSeq and is a predicted model, not a curated record. NCBI's taxonomy places the organism in Eukaryota, Fungi, Basidiomycota, Tremellomycetes, Tremellales, Cryptococcaceae. Bases 1 to 1131 code for a protein of 376 amino acids. The transcript is spliced from 2 exons.
AUGACAUCUGAACACACUUCUAGCAACAUCUCUACUGUCACCGCAUUUUCCAUAUCAUCACCAUCAAUAGCAGCUGAGGGCACAUUUUCAUCCUCGCAGAAUCAAUCUUCUUCCCUAUCUCUUAUUCCCAAUUCAAAGAGCAGGGAUAUCCCUUCCAAACAUGAUCAUGCUCUCCGAGAUCUCGGGCCUCGUACUUCGUAUUAUGCCAAACAACCUGCUGUCGGAACUUGCGUUACUAAGAGGACUAAGAGGAAACGGAAGCCCGCUAACACAUACAUUGCGCCAUCAAAAGUGACGAAAUCAGGGGAUACUUCUCAAAGAACGUUAAGUAGACGUGAGGAAGUCCGAACUGCAGAUGCUAAACGCCAUGAAUCAGACUUGGUGGACCCCAUCUUAGACAAGUUGGAAAGUCAAUUAGGUUCUAAUACGGAGGGACUAGCAGCACUUGAGCGAGUGACCAACUUGCUGAAUGACAAGUUCAAGGCGAGGCUACGACAAAAUAAGAUUUUGCAUCAAACAACCACCGAACGUGACUCUGUCAUGGAGGAAAACAGGAAACUCAGGGAGAAUAUGGAAUUUUUUGGAACAAAUGGUGAAACGCUACUCUCAAAAGUUGGGAAAAUCAUCUCGAACUUCGAAAAUAACCACAGGAGACAAAGUCAAUAUGGAGAGCAGAGUAAUGAUGACUUGGGGGGAGCGUCUGCUGAUUUGAAACGUCACCUUGAUAUAGCUGCCUCGCUAAUGGAGCGAGGUCCCUCAAUCGUUGAACAGCACAGGACACAGACCUUUCCACAAGAUCCCGAGAGAAGAACCUUUGCACAUUCCACCUUUCCGCAGGGGGCUGAAUCAGACCGGAAUUCUCUGUGCCCUUCAUCCUCAUUUAAGCACUCUCAGAGUGAUUCAUCACCAUUUAGUGGUUAUUUUGACGGAACUAUUCACGAUACCCAAGAUGAUCUGGUCAAAAAAUCUUGGUCUCCUUCACAAGGAUCAUCGUCGAAAUAUCCAGAUCUCAUCGGCAACGAAAAAGCCGAGACCUUCGGGGAUUGGCCGGACCAGAGUAUCAACCUCACCGCCCCAAGCACAGGUUUUGUGCUAGGCGAUGUGGACAUGGAUGUACAGAGUACCAAAUAA